Molecule: messenger RNA, 4083 nt
Organism: Manis pentadactyla (Chinese pangolin)
Lineage: Eukaryota; Metazoa; Chordata; Mammalia; Pholidota; Manidae
Gene: MTMR6
Product: myotubularin related protein 6
Exons: 15
Coding region: 178-2157 (659 amino acids)
Biological process (GO): dephosphorylation
Cellular component (GO): nuclear envelope
Molecular function (GO): phosphatidylinositol-3,5-bisphosphate phosphatase activity
Source: RefSeq, a predicted model, not a curated record
GCUAGGUUUGGGGCCGGGUUUCUAAGAGACGGCGCUGGCCGGCUGCGCCUGCGCGGUGGGCGCCGCCCUGAGCCAGCUGAAGCGGCGGGUGGUUCCCGCUGGGCCCGGGUCGCCGCCCAGGUUCUCUCUCUUCACCGCGCCCCUGUGAGGCGGGCUGCCGACGGACGUCUUCCCGGAAUGGAGCACAUCCGUAAGACCAAGGUUGAGCAAGUGAAAUUACUUGACCGAUUCAGUACCAGCAACAAAGCAUUAACAGGAACAUUGUAUCUCACGGCCACACAUCUGUUCUUUAUAGACUCUCAUCAGAGAGAAACCUGGAUAUUACACCACCACAUUGCCUCAGUAGAGAAACUGGCCUUGACUACUUCUGGAUGCCCACUUGUGAUUCAGUGCAAAAACUUCAGGAUUGUGCAUUUCAUUGUUCCCAGAGAAAGAGAUUGUCAUGAUAUUUACAAUUCUUUGCUACAACUGUCAAAACAAGCAAAAUAUGAAGAUCUCUACGCGUUCUCUUACAAUCCCAAACAAAAUGACUCAGAACGACUGCGAGGUUGGCAACUCAUUGACCUUGGUGAAGAAUAUAAGAGGAUGGGAGUGGCAAAUUCAAACUGGCAGUUAUCUGAUGCCAAUCGAGAGUACAAGAUUUGUGAAACUUACCCCAGGGAACUUUAUGUUCCCCGAAUAGCAAGCAAACCAAUCAUUGUUGGUAGCUCCAAGUUCCGGAGCAAAGGCAGAUUCCCAGUUCUUUCCUACUAUCAUAAAAAUAAGGAGGCUGCCAUUUGUCGAUGUAGCCAACCUCUGUCAGGAUUCAGUGCCAGGUGCUUGGAAGAUGAACAUUUGCUUGAGUCCAUUAGUAAAGCCAACCCAGUUAAUCACUAUAUGUAUGUCAUGGAUACCAGGCCCAAACAUCACAUGCAGAGCUGGUGGCCUACACAAAAGGACAUUGGCAGAAUUAUAGUGAGGAUUUCUUCAAAGAUCUGGAAUGAUGAGAAAAUAAGAGAAAGCGAUGAGAAAAAGCGACUGAACGCAAUGGCCAACAGAGCAGCUGGGAAAGGUUAUGAAAAUGAAGACAACUAUUCUAAUAUUAGAUUUCAGUUUGUUGGAAUUGAAAAUAUUCAUGUCAUGCGAUCCAGCCUUCAGAAAUUAUUAGAAGUCAAUGGUACCAAAGGGCUUUCUGUCAAUGAUUUCUAUUCUGGCUUGGAGAGCUCAGGAUGGCUUCGCCAUAUCAAAGCCAUCAUGGAUGCUGCGAUCUUCUUAGCCAAAGCAAUAGUGGUUGAAAGUGCAAGUGUGUUGGUGCACUGUUCUGAUGGCUGGGACAGGACUUCCCAGGUUUGCUCCCUUGGGUCUCUCUUACUGGAUUCCUACUACAGGACAGUCAAAGGGUUCAUGGUUUUAAUAGAAAAGGAUUGGAUCUCCUUUGGACAUAAAUUUUCAGACAGGUGUGGCCAUUUGGAUGGUGACCCAAAGGAAGUCUCACCGGUGUUCACCCAGUUCUUGGAAUGUGUGUGGCAGUUGACCGAACAGUUUCCACAAGCCUUUGAAUUCAAUGAAGCAUUUCUUCUUCAGAUCCAUGAACAUAUUCAUUCAUGCCAAUUUGGAAACUUCCUUGGAAAUUGUCAGAAGGAAAGAGAAGAACUCAAGUUAAAGGAGAAGACUUACUCCCUGUGGCCUUUCCUCCUGGGUGACCAGCAGAGAUACGUGAAUCCUCUCUACAGCUCCACAUCUCAGAUAGGUGCAGUUUUGGAGCCAAAUACAGUAUCUUUCAAUUUUAAGUUUUGGAGAAACAUGUACCAUCAAUUUGAUAGAACAUUGCAUCCGAGGCAGUCUGUGUUUAAUGUAAUUACGAAUAUGAAUGAGCAAAAUAAGCAGUUAGAGAAAGAUAUUAAAGACUUAGAAUCUAAAAUUAAGCAACGUAAGAAUAAGCAAACAGAUGGAGUUCUCACCAAGGAAUUGUUACAUCCAGUUCAUCCUGAAUCACCUACCCUCAACACUUCCUUGUGUUUUAAGGAUCAGGCUCUGCUGCCUGUGAAUCAUGCUCUUCGAACUAUAGAGGGCAGCAACCCAGCAGAUAAUCGUUACAGUGAAUAUGCUGAAGAGUUUUCCAAACCAGAACCUGCUGUGGUCAGCUUGGAGUAUGGUGUGGCAAGAAUGACUUGUUAGACUCAGUAUUUUCUGGAUGGACUGUAGUUCAAGAAAUGGAUUAAUGUGGGAAUGCUCUCAGCGUGUGACCAGGGAGAGUUUGUUUAAUAAUUAUCUUAGAAGCUAAUAGUUGAAGAAAGGAUGAUAAUAACUGCUCUUGGGAGAGAAUAAGUCAGUGUAAUUGCAUUUUCAGUGAAGAAUGACAUACAGUUCUUUAAGAAAUGAGUGGUAACAGCAAAUUUACUCAAAACACGAUUUGCACUAUAUACUAGUGAAUUGACAUUUCGGUAUGACUUACAUGUUAAUUACAGCCAAACAUGAAUAGCCUUCCCUAAAUAUAAUUUAAUUGCCAGAAAACACAACUUGACGAAGUGGUCCCUUACUUAAUAAUUGACAGGACAUGUGCUUUUGAUUAUGUAACUAUGAGUAUUUACAUAUUUAGCCUAUUAGUGAUGUUUAAUGUUGAAGUGCCAUGAAAAAUAUUUCUGAGAAAGCCUUAAAAUCUCAGUAUAUUCUUUACUCUUAAGGUUUUUAGCCUAGAGUGAGAUGUCUUGUUAUUCCUUUGGUCAGCCUUGUUUUACUUGUAAAGAACUGUGCUGACGACGUGGCCGGAGCUGCAUGCGGCAUCACUCCUGUAACACUGCUGAUAGAAGUACGUGGUCGUUCAUGUGCAGCUCGGUCCACUUCCAUAUUCAAAAUGAAUGAAACUGAAGGUUUUAUUUGGGUUACAAUUUGUUCAGUGCUAUAUUUGAUGGCUUAUUAUUUACAACUUAGAUUAUUUGAUUUCUUCAUAUAUAAACCCAUUUGACUAUCUAUUAUGUAUGGAUUAUUACAUUCUGUUGAUUCUUAUUUUGUGGUUGCUGUUAUUCCUUUGAUAACUAUGUAGGUGAAAGUUCUAAAACUGUACUUGGAAACAAUGAAGAGUGCAUAUAUAUAUUUUUUAACUUCAAUCUCUCAGUGAGUUUCUCUUCCUAGAAAAAACUUUGAGUUUACACAAAAAUUGUGGGAUAAAAAAUAAAGGGAAGCACACAGUUUAGAUUUUGCUUGGUUGCAUGAAUUUUAGAGCAGUCAUUUCUAUGUGGAACAUUUUUUUCUUUUAACAUAGGAAAAAAAGGAAUAUCAACAGUAACCUUGUACAAAGUUAAUGUUUAACAAAAACAACCUCAAUGCUAGGAAGAGUUUCAUUUUGCCAAGUUAUGUUAACCAUUUACUCUGUGUACUGUUACAUAUCUUUAAAUGACAAAAGAGACAGAAUCACUUGCAGUGGACAUUGUCACCCAGAUGACUUUAAAAUUAAAGAUUUAAGUAACGUUAUAGUGGUAUGAGGUAUGAUUCAAGGGUACUAGGAAAUCUGCGUAGGAUCCUUAAUGCUUCUCUUUAUUAUAUUAGAUUAGUUUGAAUAUAAGCAAAUCUGUUUUUCAAAAGGAAAAAAAGCUUUAUUGUAUGAGAGCUUGUCUAAUCCUAUUUAUUUUUUCAAUGCUUUCCUGUAACGCAUUAUGUCAUAAGACAAAUACGCCUUUUUGAACAGUUAACAGAAAUGCGCUAUAAAAUAUAGUUUGUCAUUUAGCCAAGCCUAUUUCCAUGUUUAAGCACUGGGACAGGAAACUUGAUCUUUGUGACCACAAAUGGAAGCUUUUGUGCCUUGUCACUUGGUUCUGUAUAUUGACUGUGGUUUUAGAAUCUUCCAUGGCAGACUUCGUAUAUUCAGCUCUUUGGUUUAUUAUCUUAAUCUUCACCUUGAGGCAUAUAUAUGGGUGUUUAUAUGCCCACACAUGGACUGAAAAAUCAGUUAACAUCCUAAGUGACCUGUAGGGUGUAUGUUGGCAAAAAGCAGAGUGGGUAUAUGUCUUAUAAAAUUGGAUUAAUGUUCUGCAUGUUUGGUAAUGUACAGCAUGUAAAUUUUACAUGUAUUAUUUAAAGGUCAUUAAAUGUUCAUGUUUUACUUUG